Messenger RNA from Lingula anatina, 3178 nucleotides. RefSeq names its product ankyrin repeat domain-containing protein 16-like. Lineage: Eukaryota; Metazoa; Brachiopoda; Lingulata; Lingulida; Lingulidae. Gene Ontology annotation, biological process: intracellular signal transduction; positive regulation of transcription by RNA polymerase II. The record is from RefSeq and is a predicted model, not a curated record. Gene Ontology annotation, molecular function: protein binding; transcription cis-regulatory region binding. Gene Ontology annotation, cellular component: nucleus.
UCCGAAUGCUACCGCAAUAUUGAAACACGAGCCGAGCAUCACACAAAGAAAUGCUCUAUUUAUAGUGUAUUUUUAUAGAGCUUGCAGCUCAUUGUCUUCAUUAGCAAUGGUGCCCGUGUUUAGUAAUGUCUAUGCUGGCUUCAACACAAAGCAUGACACAAUUCUCAGGCUUUUGUUCUCUCUGUCCUGUUGUUUUGUCAAAGCACUCCUGUAAUGUAUGGUAAUGUGGCAGAUACAAGGGCAGGAUUCUUUCCAAGGACCCUCGGUGUUGUCAGACUUCUUAUUCUGCACUGGUGAAGACUUGAAAUUAUUUUUUUGUUUUUGUCAAGUAUUGUCAGGCCAUGCCUCUGUCAGAUGCUUCAACAUUGAAAGCAUACAGUUUUAUGCUUGAGCAAGGCAGCAUGGCAACAGCAGUGGCCCUGGAUAACGUUGACCAGUUGAAGGAACUGAUUCAGAAAAGCAGAAUUCUGGAUCUGGCCGAGGCAGGCAAGGCGCUCCUCAUGGCUGCUGACAAGGGGAAAGUAGAAUGUCUGGAAGUACUGUUAGAUGCAGGCACCUCACCAGACACCAAGGCCCUGGGUUACACCCCCUUCAUCCUGGCUGCCCAGAACGGUCACCUGGCCAUCAUGCACAUUCUCCAUGCGCGGGGGUGUAACGUGAUGCGAACCACGCACCCAGUGAGAGGGAGUGCGCUCCACUGGGCAGUGGCUAAUGGACACCAGGAGUGCGUGGACUUCCUGCUUACCACCCAGAUAGACCGGGACGCCCAGACCAUGCACGGACGCACGGCUGUGAUGUUGGCUGCAAGGAACGGACGUCCUGAGAUUCUCAAGACACUGCUGAAUGCCAACUGUAAGGUAGAUAUAGUAGAGAGGAGCACAGGUUACAAUGCUUUGCACCAUGCUGCUGUGGAGGGAUGGACAGACUGUGUACAGAUGUUGUUAUCAGCAGGAAUCAACCCCAAUGCCACCACCGUCUCCGGGGACUCUGCCCUCAUUAUUGCUGCCAGGAAGAACAGGCUGGAGACAGUGGAGGUGCUCAUCAAGGCUGGUGCUGAUGUGGAUGGGACAGGGAGCUGCAACAUGACAGCGAUACACUGGGCUUGUGAAGGGGGCUUUCUGGAGGUGGUGGAACUUCUUCUGGAAGAAGGCGCCAACCCCAGCGUGAUCACAACAGAUACUUUUGAAUCCUGGCAGACCUUUUCUUCAGGACCCAUCAAUGGAGGCUGCACCCCACUCAUGCUCGCUGCAAGGGGCGGUCACAUUGAAAUCAUGGAACUGCUUAUCAAAGCCGGUGUGGAUUUAGUGGUGUUUGAUAAAAGUGGGGAUUCUGUCCUUCACUACGCUGUUCGAUCCAACAGAACGGCUUGCAUCGAGCUCAUAAUCCGGCUUGGCCUCAGCCCAGAUUUGCAGCAAGAACCAGCCUUGACUGACACGCCUUUGGCAGUGGCGAUGCAGGAACAGAAAUAUCACUCCCUCCGUGCCCUUAUUCAGGCAAACUGCAAUAUCGAUGCCAAAGUCCGACCUCCUAUUGAAGAAGUCAUGAGACAGGACUCUCCUUUCCGAUCGCCCACUUGUUCCCCAUUUGAAAUGGCCGUGCUGAGGAGUCAUUCGGCUGUGAUGAAAAUGCUGGCUCUAGCUGGCUGUGAUCUCAGUAUUUUGCAGUACUGGCUGGAAACCUCCUGUCUUCCUGACUCUCUGAAAUACAACAGUAACCUCCUGCAUUGGUUACUGGAUGUUGCUUUCGUGCAUAGCUCAUUGAAGAAUUUAUGCAGGGCAAGAAUCAGGGAGGUGCUGGGAUAUCAAGUGAAGGAGCUUGCCCAAAAGCUUCCUUUGCCAAAGAGAAUCAUCGAGUAUGUCACACUAGCUGACCUUGAUAGUAUUGAUUUGACCAGUGAUGGUUCACAGCAGUAGAAUUUCAGUUAGGCCAGAUAAACUUGAUGAGUUGGUUAGCCAGCUGCAGCUCUAUGUAAACAUAAUCAUUGUCUAUAAAUGGAAUUUAUCUUUUUGUAAUUUAUUUGUUGUUGCUUUUUAAGGAGGAAGGAAAUAUCAGUUUUCGACAUAAACCACAGUUAUUAGGCUAAGUCUUGAAGUCAGUGCAAUUUUCCAUUUGAUAAAAUAUUAGGCGUGAAAAUCAUUUACCAAGGUUUCAAUACUCUAUGGCCUAAGCAGAGUCUUUGUGGUUCAUUCAAAUACAGAGAUUUAGACAAGAAACCCUCGAGUCCUAAACCUAGUUGUACUCUCCUGCUUUGUGUAUGUAACCUCUUGAUUUAAAAGGGUGAACAAUGAUAAAUGCUUAAGGUUUCAUAUAUUUUACUUGGUGUUAAUUUAGGGACAUGAAGUCCUCUGUUAAAAUAAAGCACUGAUAGGCCAUUGGUGCCAUCUGAUGCUUUCAACAGCUUUCGUCAGGCUUACUGAUGACAGUGCUGAGAACACAAGGAAGACUGAUGAUGAGAAAUUUAACAUGUCUGUACUAUGGUCCACCAGUCCUACACUGUUGCCUAGUGGCCAUCUCCCCACCCUUACCAGUAUUCAUGGCACCUUGUUACAUAUGAAGUGGUUUAAACAAGUGCAAAGUGAGAGCAGAAAAUAAGACUCUUGGUGCUAAUUGAAAAAAAUUAAGUUAAAUGUACAGGAAGGAUUCCUUUAUGGUGCAGGGAUGCAAAAGUAUUCCAUUGUCAUCUGAACUACCAGUCAUUACAGCCACCUCUCCAUCCAGUAUUCAUGGCACCUUGCAAUUCAUGGCAUUUUUUUUUAUAAGUGUUUUUAUUUGUUUUUGAAGGUAGAACACACAAGGGUGCUGGUUUUAUAAGUAUCUUUAAUCAGAGCCAAAAAAGUGAUUCAUAAGUGUUCCAUUUAUGUUUCAGCUUCAUUGUCUGUACUCGCUUUUGAUGUUGUAUUCGCAUAUGGAAGUGGUGCUAGCGAACUUCCAGAUUGAGAUUGAAUUAUAUGAUUUUUAAAACAUUUUGAUAAGUAUUCCGUUAUUUGACUUCGUGCCAUAUUUUACUAACAAAGGAAACAUAAUCAGUACCAAGAUCACUGCCCCAUUGCCAUUUCGGCAGUGUAUUUGUUGCAAUGUUUUUUAAUAUCUCAAAAUUUUACUUAAAUGAUUAUUAAAUCUCACUUUUUUAUAACACAUUUUUCUUUCAACAUCCUUUUGGAGUGUUGCUUGUUGUCAU